Aspergillus welwitschiae is the source of this 1017-nucleotide messenger RNA. RefSeq lists its product as uncharacterized. Lineage: Eukaryota; Fungi; Ascomycota; Eurotiomycetes; Eurotiales; Aspergillaceae. The record is from RefSeq and is a predicted model, not a curated record. The transcript has a single exon. The coding region runs from base 1 to 1017 and encodes 338 amino acids.
AUGGCCAUUUCCUACGAAGGAAUGGGUCUCGCGGCCCAUCAGUUCUCCGGUCAGAAGCUGCCGCUUUUGCAGACGGCUGUAGAGUGGUUUGGGGUCUGUGGGGAGGUGUUGGGUGAGGUCCAGGAUGACUGGGAUGGGGGAGGAGGGAUGCUGGUGUGUGAGGAUGCGGAUGAUCCGUUUGUUGAGUAUCCUCAUCAUUAUCAUGAUCGUGAUGAGGAUGGUGGUGGUGGUGGAGAGUGGGGUGAGGACGAGGAGAGUAUGUUGUUUUCGGGUGAAAGUGAUAGCAGCUUCGACUAUACCAACACCACUGUUUCGGCGUAUAGUGAGGUAUCGCUUUUCGACAGGGCUGAAGAGGAUAAUGGGUAUGGGGAUGAGCGUGGUCUUGUUCCCUCGCCGUUGAAGGUGCGGAAGGUAUCCGGAGAGUCGGUUGGGAGUGGUGCUUUGGGAAUCUCUGAGGUUGAGGAUUAUGCCAUGGGUGCAGCUAAGGCAGGAGUUGGAGUGUCGGUGCCGGCUUUGCCGUUACCGUUGCCGUUGAGGAUUGCAGCUCCCGCUACUCCUACGCCAGAAUAUACAGGUCACAAAGAGGAACUCGGUAUACGAACAAUGCAGCCGGUCAAAAGACCAGAAUACGAAAACAAGUUGCAAAUCAAUACAACAAUCGAUUUCCUCCGUCACCAGGUCACAUCAAGUAUCACCACGCUGCAUAAAAUGAUCACAGACGUGGCUGAGAUGCAGUAUGCACGGCGCAUGUCCAAGGGGAUGCGGCGGUCUGGGUCCUUCUGGAGUUUUAGUCCGGUCAAGGAAAAGCAGGUUUCUGGUGGUGAUGAUGAUGGUGAUGAAAAGGAAAAGUCUUCGUUUGGGGUAAAGGAGAGUAAAGAGCAACGAAUUGCGAGAUUGCGAAGGGAUGGAUGGCAGACGGUGGGAAUACGGGGGCAGAAAAGUGGAUGGAAAGGAGAGGGGUAUUAUCGGGAGUAUUGUGAGCGAGUGUUGGAUGAGUUGUAUUUGGGAAGAUCUUGA